AGCCCCGCCUCUCGCGCGCUGCUCGCCUCGUGCGGCUGUUGUCGCUGCUCCGUCAAACAGCAGCAUGUAUGCUAGCAGGCGGCGAGCCCCUAUGACCUGCAACGAUUUACGCAGAGUGAGUGUGACAGCUUCCGUUGAACAAUAAGCAGGGGGAGAAUGAGAAGAAGAGGCUUCGGUUUUUACUCGUAGGUUCAAAGAAGAAGAAAAUAAAGACUUUGACAUGAAGAAAGAUAUAGAUGCACUGAUAGAAGAGGAACGGGCUGAAAUCAUCUCUAAAUAUGACAAGGGCAGACAAGAUGGUAUUAACAUUGACCCAUGGGAGGAUGCCAACUACAACAUCUAUAAAGUCACGGACCGCUUCGGCUUCCUGCAUGAGGAAGAACUCCCAACACCUACUGCACUUGAAGAGAAGCAAAAGCACCAGGAUAUUGAACGAGUUCAAAAAUGGCUGAAGAUGGUGAAGAAAUGGGACAAGUACAAGAACAGUGAAAAGUUGGUGAAGCGUGUGUUUAAAGGUAUACCUCUCCAGUUGAGAGGCCAAGUUUGGGCCUUGCUUUUGGACAUAGAAAAAGUUAAGCAAGAAAAUACAGGAAAAUAUGAGAAAAUGAAGCAGCAAGCUCGUAGCUUCUCAACAGAGAUCAAGCAGAUAGACCUGGAUGUCAACAGAACCUUCAGGAACCACAUCAUGUUCAUGGAUCGCUUUGGAGUCAAGCAACAAGCUCUAUUUCAUGUGCUGGCAGCUUACUCUGUCUACAACACGGAGGUGAGCUACUGCCAGGGCAUGAGUCAGAUUGCUGCCAUCCUGCUCAUGUACCUGAAUGAGGAAGAUGCCUUCUGGGCUUUAUCUCAGCUCCUCACCAACAGCAAGCAUUCCAUGCAUGGGUUUUUUAUCCCUGGAUUUCCCAAGCUGCAACGCUUCCAGGCUCACCACGAACUCAUCCUCUCCAGUAUGCUGCCCAAGCUGAAGAAACACCUGGACAAAGAGCAGAUGACAACAGGGAUUUACACCACCAAAUGGUUUCUCCAGUGCUUUAUUGACAGAACCCCUUUCACUCUCACAUUACGUUUAUGGGAUAUCUACAUAUUGGAAGGAGAGAAGAUACUAACUGCUAUGGCCUAUACAAUCCUCAAGUUACACAAAAAGCGCCUGAUGAAGUUUCAGUUGGAGGACCUGAGGGAGUUUCUUCAGGAGCAGAUGGCUAAUUCUUUCCUCUUUUCUGACGAUGGGGUGAUUGAACAUUUACAGGCUUCAAUGUCAGAACUGCGCAGUAAAAAACUGGAUCAACCUCCUCCAGCCAAGUCGGAUGAGCUGCCAAAGAAGCCUCUGGGUCAGGAGAGACCAGUUCUUGUGCCAUUGCAGUCUGACUCACCUGUGGAGGUCAAAGUAAAUCUGCAGGCUAACAACAAGUCCAUUACAGAGACCUGCCAAACAGGUGGCUCCACUCUGCAACAAACUCCUUCCUCCACAGAAUCCCAGAAUUCAAAAAGUCUCUCUGGACCAGACACGCCUUCAUUGGACAUCGAUGUCCAGAUGCAAGGAACACCUUCCUCCCUGAGGUCUUGUGUAGUGCCUCCAUUACUCCCUAAAGCAAACAAGCCCACUGUUAAAGUAGGGUUGGUGAGCAACACAAAGGACUUGCUCCCAGAGGUUUGCAUAAAUGAUAAAAAUCACAAGAACCAAACAAAUACGCCAGAGUCCCAAGAGGAGUUUAUGGAUUGGCCUCCACCGUAUGAACCUUCUGCUUUAGACACUAUUACCAUGCAGACUGAAGAGGAAAUCAAGGACCUUCCAGACUUACCACCUCCACCCUUCUUCCCUGAACAGAGUGAGCAAAGGUCUCUGAAAAAUGAGUCUUCUACCUUGAGGGCCACGACUGGCUCGGAUAUCCAACGUCGCUCUCCUUCCCCUCUAUCAACCUCACCACUGGUCACACAGAUGCAGGCAUCCCCCAAACCGAGUCCAAAACCACCUUUUUCUGUCAAUGGCACAAAGAGAAAAAGUCCUCCUCACUCCGCCUGCACAUCAUCCUCAUCUUACUCUCCCAGACUUCUGCCCGCAAAACCAACAAAGUUCCCAAUUUCCCUCUACGUCCCUGCGUCCAUGGGAGACAGACGGCCUUCCAACACCUCCCAGUAUGACAACCUCUCUGAGGCAGAUGACGACGAUCGCUUAGUGGAGAGACUGCUGGCCUCAACUCCUGAGGAGAAUCCCAGCAUGCACAGCGUCCCACCUUAUACCACUGACAGAAACUAUGACCCUACCUUCUACCCUGUGCCUCCACCUCCUGUCUUCAUUCCUCCAUCUCCAUCCCCUGUUCUUACUGCAAUGUGCGCUCUCCCCAGCUUGCCUCAAGAGCCAGAAUAUAGAGGCGAGGACAGCUGGGUGGAGAAUUCAAUUAUUCACUCUCCUCCACCCAGUUUUGCUGACAGACUUGUUCCAUUUCAGUGUACCACCGCCACCUGUUCAGACACACACACAGCUGCAUCACCAGUCUACUCCAAGAAUUUUUCCAGAGGCCCCAGAGACCAUUCUGCUUUUCCAGCACCUUUGUUGUAUACAAGGUCUCCCUCAGGUCCCUCCAGGUGCUCAGGACAGUCACCAGUAGGUGUGGUCCUGGUUCAGUCCAGCCCAGACUUUUGUAGGACUCCUCCUGGUGGACAGAAGCUGCCAAAGUCUAUAACUUUUUGA
This is a messenger RNA of Nematolebias whitei (Rio pearlfish), 2689 nucleotides long. RefSeq names its product USP6 N-terminal-like protein. The transcript has 14 exons. Bases 221 to 2689 code for a protein of 822 amino acids. The record is from RefSeq and is a predicted model, not a curated record. NCBI's taxonomy places the organism in Eukaryota, Metazoa, Chordata, Actinopteri, Cyprinodontiformes, Rivulidae.